Dicentrarchus labrax (European seabass) is the source of this 5490-nucleotide messenger RNA. RefSeq names its product coronin 2Aa (gene coro2aa). The record is from RefSeq and is a predicted model, not a curated record. Bases 367 to 1935 code for a protein of 522 amino acids. Gene Ontology annotation, biological process: actin filament organization. Gene Ontology annotation, molecular function: actin filament binding. The transcript has 13 exons. NCBI's taxonomy places the organism in Eukaryota, Metazoa, Chordata, Actinopteri, Moronidae.
UUUUUCUCUCCCCCCGCCUCACCCUCCCUCCAUGCUGACAACGUUAUGUACAGGAGGAGGGAUAGUCUCUGUCUGUGAGCUUUUUCCUCUCUUUUCCUAUUUGGGGGAGUCUCAAGGUCGAGCCCGGGCAUCCUGACUUUAAACUGACCACCAUGCAACAACCACCGCUGUUAUAAAGAGACUCUCCAGCACCACCAACCACCACCAGCAGCACCCACCUCUACUUCACUCUUCAGGGACAAACUACCACCACCUGCCGCCGCACCUCGCACCCUAUGACCGUCUCAAAGACAACAGAUCCAUCUCUGUAUCACUCAAGGACCCACUACUCCUUCUUCUUGUGCCAGUGACGACUCACUUGUCAGGAUGACAUGGCGUCCUCAGUACCGCAGCUCCAAGUUCCGCCACGUGUUUGGUAAGGCCGCCACCAAGGAGAGCUGCUAUGAUGGUGUGCCAAUCACACGCAGCGUCCAGGACAACAACUUCUGUGCUGUCAACCCACGUUUCCUGGCAGUCAUCACUGAGUGUGCCGGGGGAGGGGCCUUCCUGGUCCUGUCUGUCCAUCAUACAGGUAAAGUGGACCCUCACCACCCCAGAGUGUCGGGCCACAGAGGAAACGUGUUAGACAUCAAGUGGAAUCCCUUCAACGACUACUGCAUCGCCUCGUGCUCCGAAGACACUACGGUGAAAGUGUGGGAAAUCCCUCCUCAUGGUGUGCUGAAGAACCUUACAGUACCGUGGAAGGAUCUUCAGGGUCACAGCCGCAGAGUGGGCCUCAUCGAGUGGCACCCGACUGCUAACAACAUCCUCUUCAGUACGGCCUAUGACUACCAGGUGAUGAUCUGGAACCUGGACUGUCCGGAGCAGGUGAUAAAGAACCCUGUGCGGACAAUCACCCACCACACAGACGUCGUCCUCUCCAUGUCUUUCAACACAGACGGCAACCUCCUCGCCACCACCUGCAAGGACAGGAAGGUCCGACUCAUGGAGCCACGCUCAGGAAACCUACUGCGGGAAGCCAACUGCAAGACGCACAAAGCCAGCAAGGUGCUGGUCCUGGGUAACCUGAAGAUGCUCUUCACGACAGGCACUUCACGUUGGAAUGAUCGACAGAUCGCUCUGUGGGAUCAGGAUGAUCUGUCUGUGCCUUUGUUACAAGACAACCUAGAUGGUUCGUCAGGGGUCCUUUUUCCUUUCUACGAUCCUGACACACACAUGCUCUACCUUGCUGGAAAGGGUGACGGAAAUAUUAGGUACUAUGAGAUCAGCUCAGAAAAACCAUAUAUCCACUACCUAACAGAGUACCGCUCGAACUUACCUCAGAAAGGAAUGGGUGUGAUGCCAAAGAGAGGUCUGGAUGUGAGCUCCUGUGAGGUGUUCAGGUUCUACAAACUGGUGACAAUCAAGAGUCUCAUUGAGCCACUUGCCAUGAUCGUACCCCGCAGGUCGGAGUCCUACCAAGAAGACAUCUAUCCGAUGACGGCUGGUAACAGGCCUGCUUUGACUGCAGAGGAGUGGCUCAGUGGCAUUGAUAAAGGCCCAGUUCUGAUGUCUCUGAAGCCUGGAAGUCAAGUAGAACUGUCGUAUUCAGAGAUGACCAAAGGAAUGGGAAACUCGCUGGACUCUCGCAGGUCCCACAGCAGACCGGGCGCGCUACAGUUGACGUACAUUCAGGACCAACUGGGAACCAAAGACGGCAGAGAGGACAGCGGCCGUACAGAGGAUGACAGGACCAGGACACCCGUCAGCAACGGAGAAGACCUCGCACUUUGCUCUCCCCCUCGGACAGAGAAUGAGCUGCGUCUGAAGUUCCACAAGCAGCAGGAGGAAAUCCGACGGUUGAGGGAGCUCCUCAACCAGAGGGACGUGCGUGUCAAACAGCUGGAGCUGGAGAUUAAGAACAUCAAAAACACCCAGUCUCAGAGCUCACUUUAAGACUCACCCCCCCCCCACCCCCCGACCUGCAGAGUCACCUCCUCGUGGGAACAAUUGCAUUACUGUACAAACCCCAUUUUCAAACCACCACACUGUUCUUUGGGUCACCUCUUAUCCUUUAAUGAGCCCCCUCAUACUCACUGCACAGAGGUGAUUUGAACCUCAACUUUAUGUUUUUCUUUCAGUCUGUCAAUCCCACACAAGGUGCACAUAUUCUUUGUUCAUGUACAUCCACUCAAACACUGAGUCUUACCCAGCUGUAACAUGUUUUAAAACUCUGUGCACCUGUUGAACUUUACCAUGUUUUCUUUUUUUAAUGCUUCUUCACAGCUAUGCAAGUUUAUUGUAAUUUUUAGCUUUUUUAAUUCUCUUUGUAGAUGAGCGAUAAAAGGUUGCGCGUGCCUGCUCUUGACUGAAUGAUGUGGCUGUCUGCGUGUUGUUUGAAAGUUGUUGCAGAGUAGGCGCAGACAUCCUGUGUGAUUGUAAGAUAACGCUGAAUUUAUUUUCUAUGCUUGGUGAUUGUUUUUUGUUUUUUCCCCCCAGAAUUGAAACUACUGUAAUUGGAGAUGCCUGUGGUGUUUUUAAUGUAUGCGUGCUUGAAUGAGAAUGAUCUAAAUGAAUGAAAGAUAUCAUGAAUCCCCACUGUGUUCAUGAGUCCCAUUGAGCUGCAUUUGUUUUUAUUUUUGAAUGACUGGAAACUUGGUGGAAAAUGUAAUCCGUUUCACAGCAGCUAUUGUGUAAGCCAAUUCUGUAACUGAUGCCAUGUAGCAGUUUUGAUCUUAAUUUUUAUAUUUAUUUUGAAAAAUAGAGUCAAAGAAAAUACCAUUUUAUCAAAUACUUGAUUACAGGGUUGUAAUUUUUGGAAAAUAUAGCACGCAAACUGUUAAAGGACAAAAAAAAAAAGCUUUGCUUUUUUUUUCCUGAUGUGGAGUCACUGUGAAGAAUCUAAAGCCAUUGUAGAGCCGGAGUCCUGCUCCACCUCUGGGUUAGCUUGUGAUCCGCUAGCUUUUAGUUCUCAAUGCAUUUUCCUUAACAAGGUGUCUUUUAUGGCUCUCUGUAAAAACCUGAAACAUGACACUGGGAUUUCUGUUUGUAUUUUAUCUGCUACUGUAGUUGACUGUAAAACAUAAGCAUCUCGCAGCUCUGAUGAGUGAUAGUCUGAGUUAUGAUGAUAUAUAUAUAUAUUAGAUAUAUGACAGAUAUUUGUCUACUGUCAGAGCCAUAUCUUUUAUACCAUGGUCGCCACUUCACCACAUCACAUAACUUGUCUGUUCGGGAGCUUUGAACAAUCUUUACCAGCAGAUGAAGUUUGUAAGUAAGUGGACCUUGAGUAGAGAAUGGUUUUUGUCAAAUGUUGUUUCAAAGGGCAACAUUCAAUUGUCAAGCUAAAUUUUAAGCCAACAAGGAGAAGAGGUCCUGUAGCAACACAUUGUGUCAUAACACCACAUUAUGUUCUAACUUGACAAAAUGAUGUAAUAACACACACAUUUUGUAAAAAUCUUUUAAUAAAACAGCAUGAACGCAAUAUGUCUGGUCUGAACAAGAACCACCAAUUGAAGCCAAGAAAGAUUGUUGGGUCUCAUUCCCAGGUUGUCAAAUAUCGACACUGGGAAUGAGACUUAAUCAAUUAUCUUCAAGCCACCAACCCAAAGUGUCGUUCUAUCUUUCUUGGCUCUGAUUGGUUGUUUUUUUAUUUUUUCCAGGUGUGUUCUUGGAUUCUUGCAAAUGCCAUUAGGAGCACUAGGAGGAGCCAGAGGGACCUUUACUUCUGUCAGGAUAUAGUGAACGUUUCAGCAAAUAUAACAAAAACAUAUUUUAUAUCUAUAUAUUUAUAAAAGUUACCUACUGCAGCUUUAAAUUAGACUCUUAUGACCUGUAGUGCCUCUUGGUGUUAUAGUUGAAUCAGAUUUUAGUCUACACAUGCCACAUAAAAGCAGUAACAAGAUCAGCUUGUUAUCAUUUCAGUCAGAUAUUUAAAUAUUACAUAUUUCUAACAGUGUUGACUACUGCAAUGGUUUUUUGACAGAGCUCCCCAAAGAGACCAUCAAAAAGCUUAAGCUUAUUCAAAAUGCAGUUAAUAAAAAAAGGCAACUCCCACAUUUUUUGUCACCACAAUAUAUAAUAAUUUAUUACAAAAUGUGGGAAAAUAUGUUACAUAUAUUGGGUUCAAGCUGUUAAUCACAAAAUGUGUUAUUACAUAAUGCGUUGUUAUUACAUAAUGAGUUGUUACAACUCCUGGUACAGAUAAGUAGAUAUUUGGGGUUUUCUUUUCAGAAGAUGGACAGAGAUUCCCAGUAUGAUGUUUCAGCUUUAAAAUAAUCCUUCUGUGUGAAAUUACAGAGUCUGGAUGAAGCUAUUGGAACAGAUGUGAGCUCAACAGGGGGAACAAAUCUUCUUCUCUCUCUUAAUAUGAACAUUUUAUUUAAAUGUGACAGGGAACUCAUUAAUGUUUUGUUAGUUUUUAAAUGCUUAAUUAGCUAUGACGAUCAACCUUAAAGACUUAAACAGCUGUAAAAUGUACACACACACACCUACACUGAGCAGUUGGUAAAGUUAAUCUUAAUGACUUAUAGAAACGGGUUUUCCCCUCAGGGAAAUUCUGAAUGGUGUUCACAGUUUUCGCCAGGGUGCAGUCGGACCAGUUUCUCAUAUUUGUUGGAACAGCUGACUUUGACCUGCGUUUUUUUUUUUCCGUCAACAGACUAAAAGAGAAAACAUUCCCUUGUCUCUCAUCACCAUGUUGAGAGGAACAAUUAUCUGAAUGGCAUGUAAAUAUGCUUGGAUGUCACAGAUCCGCUUGCAGAUAUACACAAACAAUAUAGCUGUUGAACUUAAGAUAAACAUUACAGUACAAAAUACCAUGCAUGCUUGUAUGUAUGUAUGUAUGUAUGUAUGUAUGUAUGUAUGUAGUCAGAGGCACAAGCACCACAAUGAUAUUCUAGAUUUGGCUUAGGUUUCAUGGCCACUUGUCAAAGAUGUAACACAUGGAAACUGCCACAGCAACCCACACACAUUCAGACACACUGGCCUCAAUACAAUUGUGAACCUUUUGACCUCUGACAGGACAGUUCUAGUACAGCUUCAUCUCUGGCUGACUUUUGUCCAGGAGCAGCAACGCACGUCCAACUGUAACCACCACCACCACUGCUGCUGUUGGUGGAGUCUCAACACAUUCCCACAAUGAGUGUUUUUUUUUUUGUUUUGUUUUUUACAAUUGGCUAGUGGACUUGCUCAAGGGCUGAUUUGUGGUGAUAAGUUGUACUUACAUUUAGCUUCUUUUCUGUCACAGCAACAGUUCAUUUCCCCUUUUCCAAAACAUGGAUGCAUUCCAUUAAGUGCUCCAGUAAGCCAUGUCAGGGAGUGAGCACUCACGCACAACACCUGAACCUGGAACUGGCUCAGCUAAAUGGAAUGCAGCCAUCGGUAAUGUUAUUAACUCCACCUGUGCUUUUCCUGCUGUGACGAAUCAAAAUGUCCACCAUGAAAAGGAUCUGUUCAAUGCUUGAUGCAGUUUAUAUCACAAAUAAAUACUCCGUAUUUCUGGCUAAAUAACAA